AGCGGACUGCUCUUUGCCACGUUUCACUAAUGACGUAAUCCCUCCCGGUGACAGUUCUGUUGCGGUAACGACACACCGGUUGUUAGAGAGACAGACAGUUGGUUACCGUUAGCUGUACAGCUGUAUGCCGUGUUAACGGUCCCAGUCCCCCACGGCACCGUAAAACCACCUGAAGGAUCUGUGAUAGUUCGUACUCGGCUCACCAGCUAGCUGAUGGUAGCCGUUUCCUGUUUGGAGGUGCAGCCAUUUUGGAGUUUUAACGAGAAACAACUAGCCGGCUGUGUUUCUUGAGCAGUGUGAGCUAGCUGUUUCACGGCAGACAGGGAGACACUAUACACCGCGUCCACAAUGAAUCCCGAAUAUGACUAUUUAUUUAAGCUGCUCCUGAUUGGUGACUCUGGUGUUGGAAAGUCUUGCCUUCUUCUCCGAUUUGCAGAUGACACGUACACGGAGAGUUACAUUAGCACUAUUGGUGUGGACUUCAAAAUACGAACCAUAGAACUAGAUGGAAAGACUAUUAAACUUCAGAUUUGGGACACGGCGGGUCAGGAGAGGUUUCGCACCAUCACCUCCAGCUACUACAGAGGGGCUCAUGGGAUCAUCGUAGUGUACGAUGUCACAGACCAGGAGUCCUUCAACAACGUCAAACAGUGGCUGCAGGAGAUCGAUCGCUAUGCCAGUGAAAAUGUCAACAAGCUAUUGGUUGGGAACAAGUGUGACCUGACGACAAAGAAGGUUGUGGACUACACAACAGCCAAGGAGUUUGCAGACUCUCUGGGCAUCCCCUUUUUGGAAACAAGCGCCAAGAACGCCACCAAUGUGGAGCAGGCCUUCAUGACCAUGGCUGCCGAAAUAAAGAAGAGGAUGGGCCCUGGGGCCACAGCUGGAGGAGGGGACAAGCCCAACGAAAAGCUUACCCCCGGAACUUCGGUCAAACCAUCGUCAGGAGGAUGCUGCUGAGAGAGAAACCACUUGCACUUCUCCCCCCUUGUCCUCCUUUAUCUGCAGGCCUGUCAGACUGUCUGCCAUGCCCUCAAACUCCACUGUGUCCCUCCCCCAAUAGACAGGACAGGGACGAUUGACAUGUCUCUGUGAGCAGAACAAGAGGAAGUUUCCAUAUUUGUACUGUACAUAGUAUAGCCUCACUACCAAAAAUAAAUAAAGCAUCGUUCUUACUGUCACACUGUCCUGUUAUUGAUCACUACCCCCCCCCCCCGCUCAGAGACUACUUUUUUUUGUAGGCCCCCUGAAUGCAGGCUUAUGAGAACAGUGUGUUUAUCUGCAUUCCUCCUACUGUUGGUAAUGAAUCACUUCGAUAAGUUUCUCUUUUUUUCGAUGAUUAUGUUGCUGUGUCCUUCAGUCCACUGCGUCUCUGUCCACCAUCUGCAGUCUAGUGCAGCAGUGUGCGUGUCUACAUAUAUACAUACGAGUGUCUGUAUAAAUAUGUAUUUGAUCUGAUUUGCCAGUUCUGUAAUGUUCGUUGCAUUAUUAAAUCUUACAUUUUGUGGCUAAAGACAACUUGAAGUUUGUAGCUCAACCUUUAACUCUUCAAGUGAAAUAAAUAUUGUACUACCAGACUGUAUGAAAUAUGAGGACCUGUCUGCUAUUUUUGGUGAGGUGUGUAGAAAAACAGUUUUGAAUUAUUCUAAAUUCUUUUGGCAUAUAUUUUGCCAAUUACACAGGGUCUGUUUGCAAAUGGCCGUAGGCAUAUAUAAAAUACAAUGUUCUCUUGGUUUCAUAAUAAAGGCAAAUGAAAUUAAUUACA
Molecule: messenger RNA, 1765 nt
Organism: Eleginops maclovinus (Patagonian blennie)
Lineage: Eukaryota; Metazoa; Chordata; Actinopteri; Perciformes; Eleginopidae
Product: ras-related protein ORAB-1-like
Exons: 6
Coding region: 349-960 (203 amino acids)
Biological process (GO): regulation of exocytosis; protein secretion; vesicle-mediated transport
Cellular component (GO): intracellular membrane-bounded organelle; plasma membrane
Molecular function (GO): GTP binding; GTPase activity
Source: RefSeq, a predicted model, not a curated record